UUCACAGCCGAAGAACUAUCAUCACUAUCAAGUUCAUCUAAUUUACAUUUACUCAUUCAUGGAAAAGUUUAUGCAAUUUCAAAAUUUUUAGAUGAACAUCCAGGUGGUGAUGAAGUUUUGUUAGGUGAAUCUGGAAAAGAUGCAACCGAAGCUUUUGAAGAUGUAGGUCAUAGUGAAGAAGCCAGGAAUUUAAUGAAUCAAUAUCUUGUAGGA
Messenger RNA from Melampsora larici-populina 98AG31, 213 nucleotides. RefSeq lists its product as uncharacterized. Gene Ontology annotation, cellular component: intracellular membrane-bounded organelle; membrane. The transcript has a single exon. NCBI's taxonomy places the organism in Eukaryota, Fungi, Basidiomycota, Pucciniomycetes, Pucciniales, Melampsoraceae. The record is from RefSeq and is a predicted model, not a curated record. Gene Ontology annotation, molecular function: heme binding. The annotation marks the transcript as partial.